Molecule: messenger RNA, 1641 nt
Organism: Populus euphratica (Euphrates poplar)
Lineage: Eukaryota; Viridiplantae; Streptophyta; Magnoliopsida; Malpighiales; Salicaceae
Gene: PAP85
Product: cupin family protein
Exons: 6
Coding region: 1-1641 (546 amino acids)
Source: RefSeq, a predicted model, not a curated record
AUGGCUGUGAAAGUGAGGCUUUCUUCAGCAGUUUUAGUCUUCGCUCUUUUGGCUUUGUGCGUUGGAAUAGCUAAAGCCAACAAAGACCUGGAACUCAAGGUUUGCGAGCGCCAAUGCAAAGAGCAACUGGGGUAUGAUGGGAGAGAGGUUGAGAAGUGCCUGAGAGACUGUACUGAGGAGCACUUCAGAAGGAAGGAAGAGCCAGAGCGUAAAACAAGUGGGACAGAAGAAGAAGGUGAUGGUGAAUGGAGGAGCUUCACGGUUGAUCCUGCAAAAAAGAAGCUGGGGCAGUGCCUAGAGGAAUGCCAGAGGCAGGCAGGAGGAGAACAGAAAUCGUUGUGUAGCCUAAGGUGCCAGGAGAAGUAUGAGAGAGGACCGGGAAGAGAAGAAGUGGGGAACAUGGAAGAAGAGGAGGAAGAGGGGAAUCCCUAUGUAUUUGAGGAUAGGCAUUUGAAAACUGAAGUUGAGACUGAACACGGAAGAGUUCGUGUCCUUCAAAAAUUCACGAAGAAAUCAAAGCUUCUCAGAGGACUAGAGAAUAUCCGGGUGGCAAUAAUUGAAGCUAAUCCUCAAGCAUUUAUAGCUCCAACCCACUUGGAUGCUGGGUUUGUUCUGUUUGUUGCUAAGGGACGAGGGGCUAUAACUCUGAUCCAUGAAGAGGAUAAACAGACCUAUAGCCUUGAACGUGGAGAUGUUUUCAGGGUUCCUGCAGGAACUACUUUUUAUAUGGUUAAUAAAGAUGAAAACGAGAAACUUCGUGUUGCCAAGAUCCUUUGGCCGGUUAAUCUUCCUGACAAUUUCAAUGCAUUCCAUGGAGCGGGUGGUGAAGAUGCAGAGUCCUUUUUCAAGGCAUUCAGCUGGGAGUUGCUUGAGGCUGCUCUUAAGACUGAUAGAGGAAGGUUGGAGAGAAUCUUCAAACAACAGCAAGGAGGAAUUGUCAAAGCUUCCAAGGAACAGAUCCAGGCCUUGGGCCAAGGUGAGGAAGGUGGUCAUGGCGGUGGUGGCCUGUGGCCUUUCCCAACAGGUGGGUCAAGCGGCCCAUUCAAUAUUUUCGACAAGGGUCCUGUCAAAAGAAACAACUAUGGCCAACUCUUUGAAGCCAGACCUAAAGAUAGCGAGCAGCUCAGGGACCUUGACCUUAUAGUCUCUUCGGCCAACAUCACUCGAGGAUCUAUGGCCGGACCCUACUACAACUCAAAGGCAACCAUGAUAUCCAUUGUUAUGGAAGGUGAGGGAUACUUCGAGAUGGCAUGUCCUCGCGACUCAUCUUCUGGUUCAAGCAUGGGAUACAUUGAAAGCGAGGGCUCAAGGAGAGGAAAGGGUGGUCAAACUUACCAGAGGACAAGCUCGCGUUUGAGCCGCAGCAGUGUCUUCAUUGUCCCUGCCGGUCAUCCCGUGGCCACCAUGGCUUCCGAAAAUAGCAACCUGGAGGUACUUUCCUUUGAGGUCUAUGCAAAAGGAAACGUAAGAUACCCUCUUGCAGGGAAAUGGAACGUUAUCGGCGAGAUGGACAGGGAAGCGAAAGAGUUGGCCUAUGGUGUGCCAGCAAAAGAAGUGGACCAAAUUUUCGGAAAACAACAAGAAGAGUUCUUCUUCCCUGGGCCAAGAAGGCAGCGCAGAGAAGGCCGUGCUUAUGCAUGA